GUAUUAAGAUACGAUGAGAAUAUAAAUUAUUCAAAGAUAUGUUACGCUGGAAGGUCCGCAGCAACCUCUUCUACUGUUUCACUCAAAAUCCACAAGAUGGCGUGAGCUGCCAUUUGGUCCAACGUGUCUAGCAGUAGACAUCAACCUAUCCAGCAAAAAAAUAAACCCUAUUGUUAAUAAUUAUAAAAUAUACCAUUUGUUCGUCAGUCUAUACGUCUCUGUAAAGAUCACAUGACUGUAAUUAGGAGGAAAUAUGCAUUUUCAUUGUGAUGUUUCUGAUAUUGGUACUGACUCGAGAACCGUUUUCUUGCAGACAGGGGCCUGCGUGAUGUCGUACACUAUCCUCUUGGUUCAAACAGGAGAUGGCUAUCAGUCCAAGCACGAGAUCCCGCCCAUAAGCUCUUCAGGAUUUCCUUCUGCAUGACUGGGACAGCAAUGCCCUAAAACAAGGAUACGUUCACAUUUUAAUUGAGGAAUAUAGCAAAUCAGAAAGACCCUUUUAUGUCUACUAGCUGUUGAUAACGUAUUUUCUUGUGUAGAAAAAAACAGGUAAAACACGCAUAUGUAAAUAUUAAACGCACCAUGCACUGAAACCUGCUUCUGGAAACGUUAAAAAAAUGUUAUCUAGAAAUGUGUAACUUUAGUAGAUGCGCUCAUUCUUGGUUAACUUUUUUUAAGGCUCUAGUGCGUCGCUAUACCUUGGUGUUGGUGCCGACAAACGAACGACAAAGAUUUAGCGUAUUCCGUUACAAUAAUUUAGGUAAUCCUCUGUACAUGUAAAUAAAUAUGCAUAUAAUGCAAAUUUAACCUAAUUAGUUCUCAGGACGCAAGCGCUAUGUCGGUGAUUGAAACGGGUGUUGGAAGUAUACUACAAGUUACUACACAAGUUUGUUUGCAAGCGUGUCUUUAAACCGAAGAUAGCUUUUGUGUUCUUACACGGUACUCCCGAUUUCAUAAAAAGUCAAUGGCACGAACAACUGUCUAAAUACCGGUUUAGAAAAUCUCAGCAAGGAAAACAAAAAUGAAUCGAUAUUAUGGACGCCCUCAGCAUGCGAAAUCUGCAAUCAAAGAGGGGCCUGUGCGAACGCCCUUUGAAGUUUCCGAUAAUAAACAGGUAAACAUUGAACGGAUUAGUCCCGCAAAUAAAGAUGAAGAAAAAUACAAGUUGAUUACAAAAGUUGUUUCUCCGUGCCACCAGCAAAAGCAGUAAAAUGGCACGUGCAUCUUUUACGAAGCUCCUGUUGUUUCCAGUUUGACGUCGCCGUGGCAACGGAAAUCAACGUGCAAACAUUAUGUCUUUUGAGACAGGUCAUAGUAUAUCCAUCAAUAUCUGGCGAUUUAUUUCUUCAGCACGCUAAAGACGGGUAGGUCGAGCGUAUUACGAUAACUUCAAGGCGAGUUAACUACAUUCAACAAAAAGAACCAUACCGGAGCAAUGGAAGAUUCCCAACUUUACAACCGUGAGGUAUAUGUUGGCAACUUUACCAAACCUCUCAAGUUUCGCGCACCAGCGUAUGGUAGUGUCAGGAAUAUACUUCAGAUGUAUCGCUUAACUGGCUGUUGCCCCAUAGAUGGUCUGUGGCAUAGGAGGCUUGAAGAAUUGAAGACCCGGUUUCGCGUGUACGGUCUGUAUUCAUGCGCUUGUAUUCUCCUGGCCAUCUGCACCGUGGUUGAGGCUAUACUGGACUCUGGAAGUAGAAGAAAUCUAGAAGCUAAGUCUAACAUCUUCAACAGUGUCAUAUUUUCAAUUCAGAGUACCGUCAACUUUGGAAUCAUGAUGUCCCGAGGUCCCCACUUAGUUCUUCUGCUAAGACAGUGCGCAAUGUUCGAAUCUAGGAGACCCGCACCACGGAACCUCGUACGGAAGCUGAAGCUUCUGAUUGUGGCCACUGUCAUUUACUUCGUAGUAUUCUUCACGCCCCUGGUUUCUCGAAGGAUCUACAGGACUUUCUUGGCGCACGGUGUUUUCGAGUUUUUGCUACGACUCUCUGUGACCAUUGGCGCGCUGUAUCAUUUAUUCUGGAGCACAGUCAGUGGAUCGAUGCUUGUGAUUGUGGCGCACCUCCUGAAAGGAUAUCUUGAAGAGGUCAUCAAGGACAUCAGAGCUCAUGAAGCAACGAUGACUCGUUCACGCCUAGAACAUCAAUGGGCUUUCCUUCACAAGAUUCGGCGAGACACUCGCGAGAUCAAAGCUAUGUUGCAAACGGCGAACGAGGCGAUCCAGUUGGGUGUUCUAGUGACGUACGGAGCUGCCAUGGCUUGCAGCUGCUGCUGCGCUUUCUACAUUAUAACCACAGAGUCCUCUCUUGAGCUCCUGAUGAAGAUCAUGGCGAUAGGAUACUUUGUCCAUGCGUUGUUAAUGAUAGCCUUCGCCACCCACAGCUCUCAAGCACUUACUGACAAGGUAUGA
This is a messenger RNA of Ixodes scapularis (black-legged tick), 2410 nucleotides long. RefSeq lists its product as uncharacterized. The record is from RefSeq and is a predicted model, not a curated record. The transcript is spliced from 2 exons. The coding region runs from base 1436 to 2410 and encodes 324 amino acids. Lineage: Eukaryota; Metazoa; Arthropoda; Arachnida; Ixodida; Ixodidae.